Messenger RNA from Ceutorhynchus assimilis (cabbage seed weevil), 962 nucleotides. NCBI's taxonomy places the organism in Eukaryota, Metazoa, Arthropoda, Insecta, Coleoptera, Curculionidae. The record is from the annotation of a GenBank genome assembly.
AUAUAAGUAAAUGGAGUGGUAUAAAAUCGCAUUUCAUGAAGUUUUCCGAUUAUCGUUGAAGUGUGUUUCGCAAUGAAAGCCGCAGCGCCUCUGAUAUUAUUAUUUUCCGGCAUUGUCAUUGCCGAAAAUUUGAAAUUAAGCCAUGAUAUUAACCCCGGAAAAUUUGAAGCUAAAAAAGUGACACAAGAAGUGUUACCAGACAUCGUGUGGAAACAUCUGAAGGAAGCUCUUCUUUCAGAAGGAGCUUUAUUAAGUGAUGGAUAUAUCCAAGCAGAUGUUACAGAAUAUGCUAUAAAAAUCGUAGAACACCUGCAACCACUCAUUAUUAAGAAAGGCAUGGAGCCUUUAUUGUUAUCGGAUCAGAAAAUCAAGUUGAUUCCAACUGGCACCUGUAUUUUAACUGAUGGAACAAUUAGCAACUUAUCCACCAUCUCAAUUUCUAACCCGGUUAUUGCUAGAUAUAACCAAAAUAAGGACAUACUGGACCUUACCUUGCCGUUAUAUUUUAAAGCGCUUGCGAUCGAUUACAAAUACCGCAUUAAAAUCGUCCUGCUAUCCAUUAAAGGAGGCAUCGAGGCCAAAAUUAAAAAUGUCAAGCUUAACCUUCACAUGGGCUUCAACUUUAGCAGUUAUCAUGCGUUUGUUGACAAGGCUGAUAUAAAAAGUUCAGGUUCGAUCUCGAUUAAAUUUACUGGACAAGGGAUUGUGGACUGGGUCAUUGAUCUAUUAACUGACACACUAACUACUCUGUUCCAUGGAAUUAUCUUGAAUGUAAUUAAUAUGGUAAUUAACAUUCCAGUUGGCAGUAUGGUUAGCUCCAUUAAUAAAAUAAUUGAUAAUAUUUUGGAGCGCAAUUCUGAAUUAAUUUAUUGAUACAGAGUAAAGGUUCUAAUAAAUGUAUCGAAAUAAUUAUAGUUGUAUGCUAAUAAAUAAUCCGAAAAUAUAAUUGUGUAUUAAAUUGA